This is a messenger RNA of Cheilinus undulatus (humphead wrasse), 1529 nucleotides long. It is a transcript of the gene mettl18, whose product is annotated as methyltransferase like 18. Lineage: Eukaryota; Metazoa; Chordata; Actinopteri; Labriformes; Labridae. Gene Ontology annotation, molecular function: protein-L-histidine N-tele-methyltransferase activity. Gene Ontology annotation, biological process: peptidyl-histidine methylation, to form tele-methylhistidine. The transcript is spliced from 2 exons. The coding region runs from base 243 to 1307 and encodes 354 amino acids. The record is from RefSeq and is a predicted model, not a curated record.
CAAAAAAAAAAAAAAUCCCAUAUUUAAUCUAAAGUGGGUCUUAGCUGGAACGUAAAAGGAUUGAAGUACAGAUUUAUAGCUGCCUAGCAGCCGAUUAUAGCGGAUGCAGAAUUCUGGGAGUUGGAGUUUCUCCCUGCAGCGGGUCUGCUAAGCUACACUUGCAUGCUAGUUUGUUCACCAUGUGGAGUUUGCAGUAAAUAGAGAGAGACUUCUAGCCUGUAGCUAACUGUGUGUCAGUUAUCAUGUCUUUUUGUUUCAACUUCGAUGUUCCCGGUCAAACAACAAAACGAGAGGAGGGGGAUGAAAGUAUUUUGCAAAACGAGAAGAAAGACAAUGCAGCUAAACCUAUUGAGGACAAUACCAGAGCAGCAGCGCUUUUAAAAGAGGCGAAAGAGCACCUUCCAACAUCUACCCUGCAGUUCCUUCUCAUGGAUGCUGUUGCUGAAACAGUCACUAUAGGGACUCUUCCUGCUCUACAGUUUUUAAACGAGACAGUGUUUGAAAAGACGGCGGCAGAGAGAGAGGAUGGGGAGAAUAUCCUGUCUCGCACCGCUGAGCAGAAGUCUGAUCUCAUCUCUGGCGUCUACGAGGGAGGGCUGAAGGUGUGGGAGUGCACGUACGACCUCCUGGAACUGAUUGAGAAAGACGGAGAGACCUUUGGAGGGAAGGCGGUUUUGGAUUUGGGCUGUGGCGCGGGGCUGUUAGGGAUAUUGGCUCUUAAAAGAGGAGCCAGGCAGGUCCACUUCCAAGAUUAUAACAGUACGGUUAUUGAACAGCUCACAGUGCCAAAUGUAAUGCUAAACUGCCAAGAUGAGGAUGAAGAAGACAGUGAAGAGGACAAAGAAGGGAGUGGUAAGGGGAAAACAAAGGGAGGAAAGGGUUGUAAAAAGGAGAAAGACGAGUCAGAAGAUGGCGUCUCACCACCAAAGAAAAGAGCCAUAGACCUUUCCCAGCACGCACUUCUCUCCAAGUGUCGUUUUUUCUCUGGUGACUGGAGCACAUUUCUUUCUUUGGUUCAAAGGGAAGACACACAACCCAAAUAUGACAUUAUAUUCACCUCAGAGACGAUCUACAACACGGCUUACUACCCUGCGCUACACGAGACCCUCUACAAACUGCUUGCUCCAGACGGGUUGAUCUACCUCGCCACUAAAUCACACUACUUUGGUGUGGGUGGUGGACUUCACCUGUUUGAGAAGUUUGUGGAGCAGAGGGGUAUUUUCUCUUUGGAUCAUGUGUGGGAUGGCGAAGAAGGACUUCAGAGGCAUGUCGUAGUGCUACGCCUCAAAAAGGCAAAGGACAAUUGAAUGUACUAAAAUCACACAGGAGCCUUUUUCCCCUGCUCAGAAUCAGUUUAACUGGCUAGUAUUUGGGCACAACCACGAGCCUUAACUCUGAUUUUACAUUAAUCUCAAUCAAUUGAUAAACUGACAUACUGCACUAAAAACAAGGACAAUUUAACAAGCUUGGGAUUCUCAUAUGCUGUUAUAAUGUACUACUGUGUUCCAUAACAAAACAUUAAAUGGAGA